Messenger RNA from Saccoglossus kowalevskii, 805 nucleotides. RefSeq names its product WAP, Kazal, immunoglobulin, Kunitz and NTR domain-containing protein-like. Gene Ontology annotation, cellular component: extracellular region. The record is from RefSeq and is a predicted model, not a curated record. Lineage: Eukaryota; Metazoa; Hemichordata; Enteropneusta; Harrimaniidae. Gene Ontology annotation, biological process: transforming growth factor beta receptor signaling pathway. Gene Ontology annotation, molecular function: peptidase inhibitor activity; receptor antagonist activity; transforming growth factor beta binding.
CAAUUUUAGCCUAUAUAAGGGAGAACUGCAUGCUGCUCACGAAGGUAGACUCUUGAAAGUGGACUAGUAGUACAUUCAUCGGAAGAUACAUCCAAUCGAUACGACGCACAUCUAUCAUGACAUCGCCAACAUUUACACUGUCGCUGUUAGCAUUGGUAUUUUGUUCCGUUGUUCAAAGCCAAAAAGUGAGAGAGGGCCAUUGUCCAUUGAUUAUCCCAGACUACGAAGGUGCGUGCACGCGUGAAUGUGAGAACGACGCGGACUGUGCUACAGAAACGGAUAGAUGCUGUCAGAACGCAUGCGCCGGAACAUACUGCGUGGAGCCAAAAAGUGAAGAUCCGUGUGAUAACCACGAGUGUAAACACCCGGGUGAGUUGUGCGUCAACGAGGGAACCCACUCAGUCUGUAAGUGCGGUGAAGUUUGUCCUCAGAACUAUGAUCCAGUUUGUGGAUAUCUUGAUGAAAAGGACAAGGAGGGUCAAGAAUACCCUAACAGAUGUGUGAUGCAGAUGAAAAUGUGUGAACUUCAAAUAACGAUUGAUGAGAUUGAUUGCGACAGACUCGGCGAAAGACUCGGAAUAGUUGACACGGAAUCCGAGACAGAUGGAGCUUCAUCACUUGUCGCUAUGACGACCUCUAUAAUCACUGUAUUCGUCUCAGUUAUUCAGCUUUUGUAGUGAGUAUCCAUGCACUAAUUAUUUAAGGAGAAUAUUCAAGACAAAUUUGAACCAGUACAGUUACAUUCACACCAUUAUUUUGUAUUCUUAUCACUAAUAAUAAUAAUAAAUCAAUCAGAAUGGUUUCU